Messenger RNA from Populus trichocarpa (black cottonwood), 2167 nucleotides. Its product is annotated as protein EDS1L. The record is from RefSeq and is a predicted model, not a curated record. The transcript is spliced from 3 exons. The coding region runs from base 185 to 2014 and encodes 609 amino acids. Lineage: Eukaryota; Viridiplantae; Streptophyta; Magnoliopsida; Malpighiales; Salicaceae. Gene Ontology annotation, biological process: defense response; lipid metabolic process.
AUGAGAGUACUCGUAAGCUUCCUUCCAGCAUGCUUCACUAUUAAAAGAAAGACUUCCACUGGUCAACGACGACGAAACCGACCAUUUCUGCCUAUAGUUUAACGCGUGUUUCAUUCUUUCAUGUCUGAAAGAUAACAAGAAAGAAUCCAAAGCUGCAAAUUCCCGAAAAAAUCGAAAGCCAGUGAUGGGUACUGUCAAGCUUGGAGAGAACAUGGAGAUCAAAGAAGUGGUUAUCCAGAAAGCAUGCUCAAUGGCCAUGAAUGCUCACAAAUCUCCAGAGAAGCAAUAUCUUUCUAAAAAGAUUAGAACUUCAUCAUCUGAAGUUGUCUUUAGCUUUCCUGGAUCUUGGUCUGUAAAUGAUUGGUUUGCUGGAACUUCCUUUGGAGAAACGAAGAUGGAUCCUCAGCUCUUUCCUUCUCUCAAAUAUGUUGGUCUUGAUGUAACUGCUACUGUAAACGAAGUCUUUCUCAAUAGAUUCAAAGCAGUUUUGGCUAAUCCACAGUUCCAAAUUGAGGUGGAAAAAGCUGCGACAGACAGGAGGCAAAUUGUAUUUACAGGCCACUCUUCAGGAGGGGCAAUUGCCAUACUGGCAACAAUUUGGUUCUUGGAAGAGCAAAUUAGAAAAAGCUCCAACUGGAUUGCGCCACUCUGUCUGACUUUUGGAUCUCCACUUGUUGGUGAUCGCAUUAUAAACCUUGCACUUAGGCGUGAAAACUGGUCUCGCUACUUUGUGAAUUUCGUUAUGAGAUGCGACAUUGUUCCUCAGAUUUCACUCAGUCCACUCUCUUCCAUUAAUCAAAAACUGCAGCAAGUUCUUGAUUACUUUAAUCAAAAAGCGCAACAACCUCCUAAUGAAGCUCCAGCUUUCUAUGUAACUGUGGUGAAAAAUGCAUCGUCUGUUGCUAAUUAUGCUGCCUGUAAGAUCAUGGGAAGCACGAAUCCUUUAUUGGAGACUAUAUCAAGUUUCAUUGAACUGAGUCCUUACAGACCCUUAGGGACCUAUGUUUUCUGCACAGGAAAUGGGAAACUUGUUGUCUCAAGUAACCCAGAUGCUGUGCUGCAAGUACUGUACUAUGCCUCCCAGUUGAGCACUGGAGAAGCAAGAGAAAAAGUUGAAGUUGCCCAAACAAGCCUAAGAGAUCAUUUGAACUACGGAAAUGACUUGCAAGAAUACUUAAAAAUGUCAAUUGUAACAUGUUUAUAUCAGCAUCAUCCAGAAGCACUUCCGUUAUCUUCGAAUGUUGGAAAUGUUGAGCGUGGGAGAGUUGAUGUGGCCUUGAAUGACCUAGGCCUGAGUGAAAGAGCCAGACUGUGCAUUCAUGCUGCUGAAGCGUUAGAGAAGCAGAAGUUGAGGAACCAGGCAUCAAUUGAAGAAAAGCAGAAAGAUAUUGAGAAAUGUUUAGAUAAGCUAGAAGCGUACAAAAAGAAGGGUGCACUCAAAGUUGGCUAUUAUGAUGCCUUCAAGAGUUCAGAACAAAAGGAGGAUUUCCAUGCUAAUGUAGAGAGGCUUGAGCUAGCAGGUAUAUGGGAUGAAAUAAUAGAAAUGCUGAAAAGGAAUGAACUCCCCGAUGAGUUUGAGGGCCGGAAGACAUGGAUAGAUCUUGGUACCAGGUAUCGUCGCAUUGUUGAACCCUUGGAUAUUGCUAAUUACUAUCGACACCUCAAGAAUGAAGACACAGGGCCCUAUAUGGGAAAGGGCAGGCCAAGACGGUAUAAAUGCACCCAAAGAUGGCGGGAGCAUGCUGAGCGAUUGCCGCAUGAAGUUCCAGGAUCCUGUUUUUGGGCUGAGGUAGAGGAACUGUGCAUUAAAACAAGCUGCCAGGGAAUUAAAGAAAGCAUUUCUCACCUAAAUACCAAAGUCAAAAAGUGGAUUAAAGAUGGGGAACUGGGUGUUGAUGUUCUGUUGGAGAAUUCCACCUUUAAUAAAUUGCUGAAACAACAUUUCCUGACAAACUUUUCUCAGGAUCUUGACCUAAGGAAGGAGUUGCAUGUGCAGGGAUUUGCAGAUGCGUAACUAAUGUUAUUCCGAGCCUUGUACACACCUGAGCAAGAACUUUAUCUGUAUUAGAUAUUUUAUUGUUAUCUGUUCCACCCUGCAAAAUAGUGUGAAAUAAAAUGCUUUUUUGAUCAAUAAUAAAGGCAGAAAUGAAUUUUCAGCUCUUAAAAA